AUGGAAGGGCGUGAACCAGUGCGCUGUUGGACGUGUUCCUCUGACCUGAACCCGCUCUGCAACGACCCCUUCCUCGCUGGAAGAUCAGACAACUCUUACUUGUUCAGAUUGGAGAACUGCGACGCCAAUGCGGGAGCCACAUACCCCCAUCUCACGUCUUCCAAGUCCGUCUGUAAGAAGAUGAAGAAAUACAUCAACGGACAACUGGUCGUGAGCCGUGGAUGCACGUGGAAGCGUGCUGAUGACUACAGCACGCAAUGCCCAAGCGCGUCCAACGGACCUUACGAAGUGACCUCAUUCUGUGAGACCUGUGAAUACGACGGCUGCAACGGAGCAGCUACUAUCAGCAAAACCAUUGCCCUACUAGCUGCCCCCCUCACACUCCUCCUCUUCAAGUAACUAACUCAAUAAAACGCAAUUCAUAGUACAAAAUAAUAUAUUAGAGAUAUUUUUAUUGUCUACCGUGGGACCAUACCGUUUUUCCCAAUGUACAGAACCGAGUAUACCCACCGUGAAGUCUUAAGUUUUUCUCACAUCGAAGUAAUUGUAAAUUAUAUUUUCUUUUUUUAUGAGUUUCUUGAUAUGAUUGAUUAUUCAGCCAUGUUUUCAUGAAGCUUUACAGUGCCUGCCUUCAUGUUUUAAUCUAUGUUUGUGUAAUAUAAUACUUUAGUGAUUUCCAUUAUUUUUGUAAUGUUUUGUUCUCACUUGCUGGUUAAGGAGUAUUUUCUGUAAAAGUUUGUAUGUUAAGAUCUUCAGUAACUUAAUGUAUCUUCACUUAUACAUAAGUUAAGUUAAUAAUAAGUAAGCAAUAACUAAAAUAGUUGUAUUGUUCAUGUCAUUGUAUUGUCGCAAUACUUUCAGAGUGCCUUAUU
This is a messenger RNA of Spodoptera littoralis (African cotton leafworm), 872 nucleotides long. Lineage: Eukaryota; Metazoa; Arthropoda; Insecta; Lepidoptera; Noctuidae. The record is from the annotation of a GenBank genome assembly.